UUACGCCAAUCCCCCAAUCCCACGUGCAGAAAGUUCAUAACCUAUCGCGAUCAAGUCACAAGCACCAAUGACCGGCUCGCUCGGCCGAUUAUGCUUAACCGCGGUGGUCCGACUGGAUGCCGAGACUUCCGGUAGGAACCGUCACUGGACGACAAUAUGUACCUAACCUAUGAAUGUAGAAAAUGUUCAGAGAAUGUCAAGAAUGUCAGAAUGCCCCAGGCGGUCCCCCUAGCGACAAAGGGGGUCGAGUACCUAACCUACCUAGGUACCUAUAUUUUUAGACCCUUGGACCCUUAAGACACCCCCGGCUUUCUUUUUUUUUUUUAAUCUGCUGCUACCCAAAGAACAAGAAGGAAAGGGAGAAAAAAGAAAGCUUAUUGUUAAAGUAGUCGAAUGGAAAGUGGCCCCGCUAACAUUUCUAUUAUUAUCAUUAUUAUUAUUAACUAGUUAUUAUUGUUGUUAACGUUCAGCCUCCUUUUACUUUCCUUUCUAUUCCCUCACUUUGUGUCAGCAUUUGGCAGAAAGCUUCGUCCUCAGCACUACUUACCUACCUACAUAAGCUAUCAACAUGAUAUGACGCUUCGGGUAGCUAGUCUUCUUUUUCUAUCCAUACCUCCCCUUUCCUACCUUAUUGUUCCUCCCUACCGCUUUACCAAACGCCAAUUAUGCCGUGGGCGACAAAUCCUCUCUUCAAGCCGACGGCGGAGCCCCCAGCUGAUGUCGAAGCUGCCGCUGCUAACUCCAGUCCUGAUCCUGACACUGAUACCGAUACCGAUCUAAGUCCACAACAGGAUGCCGCGGGAAGUAUAGAUGAUGGAUUCAAAGAGCCGACGGAAAAGUUCACUGCUCAUCAGAUCUUCUACAUUUUCAUUCUUGAUGGGCUAGGUGCCAUGAUUCUCUCCGGUGGUAUCAACUUUGCAAUUGCAUAUGCCAUGUAUGCAACCCAGGAUAUCGUAACAAGACCUAUUCGGUUGUUCUUAUUUCCGAAUACCCUUGCUGGAGAUGCAGCAGUCACCAUCAUUAUUCAGUGUCUCAUUACGUGGCAUAUAGAACUCUUCCUCGUAAACCGGGACCUAAGAAAAGGUGGUGUGCAUCCGAUCGGAUUUAUCCCUGAACCCAAGAGCCGGUUUAUGCGGUGGUUCAUGUUCUUAGACCGUCCCAAAGAGACGCACGAAGUUAGGAGUAUUGUGCAUUGGUUGAGCUUCUUCCGUUCUCAGAUUCUGCGGGCUCUGCUGGUUGCUGUGGCCUUCUUCCCUAUAAUAUGGGGGCCUAGCAUUGGCUUUCUCGUUCUGGCGGGUAAAUGGGAGGGCGAUGACUGGUACUACGAUAAAGUGUGGGCACCGCAGGUCUUUAAGCUCAUUCAGGGAGCCGUGCUGGGACUGCUAACCACACCGCCCAUGGUGAUGUUCUGGCUUACGAGGUGUGGAUGGGCGUUGAAGAAUAAUGAGGAGCGUUACGGUGAACGGUGAGCUUGGCAGGCGGUGCUUAUAUCGCUUCAGAGGUAGGUAUAUACUAAUAAUGCAUUAUGGGAAUCCUGAUAAGGUAUCCUAUUCAAGCAUAGUCUCAUAUGAGAGUUUAAGUCCGGCUUUUAAGCAAGGGCCAAACAGGCAGGACAACAGACGAUGAUUCCAAUUUCAGGUCGUGUACGCACUUAGUCACACGUUGAUUUCCCGCAGCCGUCUCAGCGACGCCCCACCAGGUAACUGAUCGAUAUUGAGUGUAUUCUUCCAUGACCAAUCCCCUCACUCGACCAUCCGGUUACAUGUUUAUAGGUGUCAUAUUUAUGAAAAGCUAUCCCUGUCAAGGCCGUGAAGACGCAUUAGCACAUC
Molecule: messenger RNA, 1829 nt
Organism: Daldinia loculata
Lineage: Eukaryota; Fungi; Ascomycota; Sordariomycetes; Xylariales; Hypoxylaceae
Exons: 2
Coding region: 666-1469 (267 amino acids)
Source: RefSeq, a predicted model, not a curated record